AUGGUGCCACACACCCCGUUCCCUCCGCUGCCCGGCCCGCACGCACCUCGCAGCCCGCGCAGCUCCGCCACGGGCACCAGCCGGACGUUCUCGCUGUGCAGCACGUCCCGGAGCCCCCUCAGCGAGCCUCUGCUGCAGCCCUACCCGCCCCGGCAGCACGGCCCCCGGCACAGCCACCGGCACGUCAGGGACUGCCAGCCCGUCAAAUACGGCAACAUCACGCACGAAGCGUGGCCCGGCGACAACAGCACGGCCGGCCCGGUGGCUGUCACCAGAACGUUUGUCUCGUACAUCCACCCAGAGGGCAGCGGCCGCAAGGUGAUCUAUGGGCACUUCACUUUCGUGAGGAACCCCCUGAGCACCUUCUCUGUGCUGGAGCCGGGCGGUGCCGGCGGCUGCCUGGCUCAACGCAGAGCCACCGUGGAGGAGACUGCAAAACUCAGGAAGUGUCUGGUGGCCCAGAACGGCGGGUACUUUAACAUGGAAACUGGAGAGUGCCUUGGGAAUGUUGUGAGCGAUGGAAAGCUGGUGAGAGACUCUGGAGGCCUACAAAACGCACAGUUUGGCAUCCGGAAAGAUGGCACCAUGGUGUUUGGUUACCUGUCUGAGGAGGAUGUCCUGGAUCAAUCAAACCCUUUUGUGCAGCUUGUCAGUGGGGUGGUUUGGCUGCUGAGGAAUGGAGAGGUGUACAUCAACCAGAGCCGGGUGGCCGAGUGUGGUGACACUCAAACCACAGGAACCUUCGACACGUUCAUCAAUGUCAUCUCAGCCAGGACUGCGGUGGGACAUGACCGUCAGGGCCGCCUGGUCUUGGUUCAUGUGGAUGGACAGACAGAAUCCAGAGGGGUCAACCUGUGGGAAAUGGCAGAGUUCCUGAAGCAGCAGGGAGUCGUCAACGCUAUCAACCUGGAUGGUGGAGGCUCUGCCACACUGGUCCUGAAUGGGACCCUGGCCAACUACCCCUCUGAGCACUGCUCCUUCAACAGCAUGUGGCGGUGUCCCCGGAGCAUCUCCACGGUGGUGUGUGUGCACGAGCCGGGCUGUGACCCUCCCGACUGCAGCGGCCACGGGCUCUGCGUGGCCGGCCAGUGCCACUGCCACGGCCCCUUCUGGGCAGGUCCUGCCUGCGACACCCUGGACUGCGGCCCUGCCAACUGCAGCCUGCACGGCGUCUGCAGCGCCGCUGGAUGCCUGUGUGACGCCGGCUGGACUGGCAGCAACUGCACUGAAGAGUGUCCCCUGGGCUGGUUUGGGCCGAGCUGCCAGAGCCGCUGUGCGUGUGACCACUCGUGUCCCUGUGACCCCGAGACGGGCAGCUGCAACAUCAGCCACCACGGGGCACUGCAGGAGCACUUACACAGAGCUGGACAGUGUUUGGCUUCCCAGAAAAAAGAAAAGAGCAAAGAAAAAUUCUCUCUGUCAGAAAGCUGGUGGCUGUCCCUGAGCUCUGCCUUGGCCCUGCUGCUUGUGCUGAGUGUCCUGGGGAACGUGGGGCUGGUGCUGCGGGGGCGGCAGCACCAGGACCGGGACUAUCGCUACCUCCCCCUGAGGGACAUCAACGGGGACACCCCUCACAACCCCACCUCUGCUGCCUGGGACCAGGAGGAUAUUCAGGAGCCUGAGGACACUCAGGAGCCAAACCAGGAGUUCCUUUAGAGUCAUGGAUGGGAUGAGGUAUUUCACCCUGCAUUGCCCCUCAGCACCGACUGGGACUGGGGCUGUUCCCACUACAAACCUCAGACUGCUGUCUGAGGAACCUCAGCCCAAGAACUGCCCUGUUGGGGCUGUGGUUUCCUUUCCUCUGCUGCCCCAGCACCCAGAACUGCAGCAUUAGGGGAUGCAGGACAUCCCUUGGGUCAGGGAAUUCCACAGCUGCAGGUUCCAGAGGGGCUGGUUCCUCCCAAAACUUGAGCAAAACAGGUGAGGGAUGCAAGUUACAGGUACUUCAGAAAGAUCCCUGCUCACCCAAGCAGUGCUUUUUAAGAUGCAAGUUAAACUGCCUCUAGUACAAAGCUGGGCUUAAGGCUAUUACAGUCAAUGUGUGCCCUUCCUUGCUGAACUCAGAUUUUAAUCAGAAAAUCUGAAAUGUUGAAACAGUUGCAGCAGCCCGUGCCAGCAGAGCCCUCCUCUCUCAGCUACGCAGGGUUGUGACAGCCCUGUGCAGGGCUGGAGUGUUGUCUGACCAAUCCUCAAGCCAGAGCAGCCCCAGAGGGUGAUGAGUGCUGUGUUUUGGGGCAGUUCCUGCAGCACAGCACUACAAAAAGCUCUGACAGGUCCCAGGUUCCAUUUGUGCAUCUCUCCAGCUCCCAGGGGCCAAAGGCUCUGCCCGGCUCCGUGGGCACUGACAGAGCCUGGAGCUGUCCCUGUGAGGAGGGGCACUGACAGGGACAGCCUGGCAGGGCUGGCAUGACACACACUGGGCUGCCCUAUCCCAGCUGGGCACUCCUCAGAGGGACCAGCAAGAUCUCCAGCACAGUCAGGCUCCUCAGCACCUUCUCUGGGAAUCUGGGACACAUCCUUGCACAGUUCCAUGAAAACAGUGAGUUUGCUUCCCUGUGAGGGAAGACCCAGCCUUGGACGAGCCCCUUGGAUGCUGCAGAGGGGUGAGAGCCUGUCUGAGCCCCACACAUUUUUAUGCAUUCACUCCCUUUUUACCUCUCCAAGUAAAGGUUGUGUAAUUUCUGUGCCAGUGUUGGCAUGAAAUCAGCCUGUAACCAAGAGACUCUAUUUUUCUAUGAUUUACAGGACAUUAUUUGAAACUUGAAUAAAGUCUAUUAGUGCUAUGUGCCUGAAA
This is a messenger RNA of Cyanistes caeruleus (blue tit), 2794 nucleotides long. The record is from RefSeq and is a predicted model, not a curated record. Lineage: Eukaryota; Metazoa; Chordata; Aves; Passeriformes; Paridae.